AUGUCUUUGCCAGCUACUUUUGAUCUUACCCCAGAGGACGCCCAACUUUUGUUGGCUGCUAACACCCACCUAGGUGCUAGAAACGUUCAAGUCCACCAAGAACCAUACGUCUUCAACGCUAGACCAGACGGUGUCCACGUCAUUAACGUCGGUAAGACCUGGGAAAAGUUGGUUUUGGCUGCUAGAAUCAUUGCUGCCAUUCCAAACCCAGAAGAUGUUGUCGCCAUCUCCUCUAGAACCUACGGUCAAAGAGCCGUUUUGAAGUUCGCCGCUCACACUGGUGCUACUCCAAUUGCUGGUAGAUUCACUCCAGGUUCUUUCACCAACUACAUCACCCGUUCUUUCAAGGAACCAAGAUUGGUCAUUGUUACCGACCCAAGAUCCGAUGCUCAAGCCAUCAAGGAAGCUUCUUACGUUAACAUCCCAGUCAUCGCUUUGACUGACUUGGACUCCCCAUCUGAAUACGUCGAUGUCGCUAUCCCAUGUAACAACAGAGGUAAGCACUCUAUCGGUUUGAUCUGGUACUUGUUGGCCAGAGAAGUCUUGAGACUAAGAGGUGCUUUGACUGACAGAACCCAACCAUGGUCUAUCAUGCCAGAUUUGUACUUCUACAGAAACCCAGAAGAAAUUGAGCAACAAACUGCUGAAGAAGCUGCUCAAGAAGCUGGUGAAGAAGAAGCUAAGGAAGAAGUUACUGAAGAACAAACCGAAGCUGCUGAAUGGGCUCAAGAAAACGCUGACAACGUUGAAUGGUAA
Nakaseomyces glabratus is the source of this 756-nucleotide messenger RNA. RefSeq names its product 40S ribosomal protein uS2. The record is from RefSeq and is a predicted model, not a curated record. Lineage: Eukaryota; Fungi; Ascomycota; Saccharomycetes; Saccharomycetales; Saccharomycetaceae. Gene Ontology annotation, molecular function: structural constituent of ribosome. Gene Ontology annotation, cellular component: cytosolic small ribosomal subunit; 90S preribosome; ribosome. Gene Ontology annotation, biological process: cytoplasmic translation; ribosomal small subunit assembly.